Messenger RNA from Phaedon cochleariae (mustard beetle), 3472 nucleotides. NCBI's taxonomy places the organism in Eukaryota, Metazoa, Arthropoda, Insecta, Coleoptera, Chrysomelidae. The record is from the annotation of a GenBank genome assembly.
AUGAGAAACUGACGAACAUAGGAAAAGGGUCCUCUGACCUGAUAAUUCUCAUUAUUUCAGAUAUGUGGUCCUACAUAACAUCAUUCUUUGAUAGGAGUGGCGGUCCCGAUGAUUUGUCUCUCGAAAACGCUUGUAGUGUCCUGGAAAACAUCCAUAUGGAAGAUGAAGCCCAAAAUUGCACUCAAAUUCCUACUAUCACAAACAGCUCAAAAAAUAUGGUGUCCAGCAAAACUGGGGUCAUAACAAAAGCUGACGGAAAUGACUACAUCAUAGAUAACCUCUACACAUUCCUGGAUGUUCAAAAAGCAUAUAUUGUCAAUACCAAAGUCACAUACAACCUUGUCCAGAAUGAGGGCAUUACCAGAAUACUGAAUGUUGAACCCAUUGACAAUGAAUGGGAUAUUGAACAAAAUGAAGAUUUGUUAUGGAACAACAGGAUAUUAGUUUGCAAAGUAGAAAAGAGAGUAGAUAGAAAAUUACAUCUUUCACCCUGGGACAUUAUUAUAGACUUGAACAACAUAUCUAUUGAGUUUCUGCCUAUAUUAGGUGAUUGGUUAGAGCUAGAUGUCAAGUGUACAGUGAAUGAGAACAGUUUGGAUCUAAGUGGUAAAGUAAUAGAAGUGAAUAGGGCUUCACCAGUGCGUGCACACAUAGAAUCUGGAAAGAUAUCUAGUUGGAAUGACACCAAUUGGACUGGUAUCAUUGACAGAAAUAUAUUCUUCAACAAGCAAGCUCUUUCUCUUGGUUAUAUCCCUGCCUUGGGGGACAAAGUAGUAGCAGAAGUGAUUGAGAGUGAUCAAAAUAGGUGUACCUGGAGAGCUGUUAAGAUUUUACCUGAACAAAUAGCUAGGAAACAUGGAGAUACACCUAAGAACUUGUUGAAAUUACCAGAAUUUCAAGAAUUUCAUCCAGGUCUGACUAUAAACCAAGUAAGUAUUGUCUUCAAAGGACUGAAUGAGACUCAAACAUUCCUGGUGACACUUUCAAAUGAAUCUGAUCAUAAAUUCACACUUCUGGAAGCACAAUUCCUGAAUCCUUCAGGUCAGUGUAGACUUGUAGACCAUACAGAAACAGUUAUAGAAAUUCUCAGUGAUACAAAACAUGAAUUAAGAUGUGUAUGUACCUCCAAAAACAUUGGAACCACUAGAGAAUUUUUAUUGCUCAGAUUUGAUACAUUCACUAUAGGCAAGUGGAUAGAAAUCAGCAUUUCCACUGGUAAUAACUUCCAAAGGAGCAGGUAUGAGCAGAAACCUAGAGAAAGACUUCAUGAGGAUUCAACAAAUGAGCUGAUAAGGGGACAAGCCUCUAAAGUGAGAUUUGCAUAUGCCCAGCUACCCACCUACUUAGUACCACGUAAACUCAUAGACACAGUGUCAGCAAUUGACAACAAAAACCCAGAAUAUCUCAUAGAACAACUGAGGGUAAUAAAACCAUGCCUUGUUUCUAACUUAUCUUACACAAAUUAUGAAGACAAAUUCCACUCCUUACUACAUCUUGAUGAGAUUUCCAAUUUGAUAGCUAUUCAGAUGUAUGACCAAGAAAAAGCCUGUUUCAUUCCAAAUGCAGAAUUUUUGAUGCUAGAAAUAGAUAACUUGUCUGAACGUAGGCCUUCUAUAGUGAUAGGAGAUCGGAUCAUUGCAACAGAUCCAGAUAAUAGGAACAAGCUGGAUUUUGAAGGGUUUGUGAAUAAAGUUGGGGCCAAACAUGUUUAUAUAAAGUUUGGUCAAUUGUUUCAUGACACUUACAAGGGAGAGGACUAUUCUAUCAAAGUCAUACCAGGUAGAAACACAUACAAAAGACUGCACCAUGCUGUAUACCUAGCUGUCAGGAAUUUGGGACAAGAAAUUUUAUUCCCGUCAAGAAUUUCAGAGAAAGAUCCACAAGUAAACUUUGUUUAUGAUAUUCACCAGCUGAAAAGUGGACAUUCCAGAAAAAAAGUCCAACAUGUAUUGAGCAAAGCUCAAGAAUUUCAGAAAAAAUCGAAAUUAACCUCUGAUACCUCUGAAAAUUCACAUGUAUUGACAUUGGAAUGGUAUAAUGAGAGACUCAACCCCAGGCAAAAACAUGCUGUAGUUAAUAUACUUUUAGGCAAAGCCAGACCGCUGCCGUACAUAAUUUUUGGCCCUCCGGGCACCGGCAAAACCGUCACCAUAAUCGAGACAAUCCUGCAGAUUGUUCGCUUGAUGCCCCAAUCGAGGCUGCUGGUGACAGCGCCUUCGAACAGCGCCGCAGAUCUCAUCGCUCUGCGCCUCGUGGAUUCGGGGGUGCUGAUGCCCGGCGAUUUGGUUCGGGUGGUGUCGCACAAUUACGCGAUGAGCUCGGGUAUUUCCGCGCGGUUGGUGCCUUUUUGCGCGACCGGCAGCGCCGCCAAGGAAGGGACGGUUGUCGGGGAAACGAUGGGGGCUAACGGAAUCAGGUUAGAAUGUAACAGGGCCGUUUUGGGUAGACACCGAAUAACGGUGGCCACAUGCAACUCUACUGGUCAGUUUUUCACGAUGGGCUACCCUAAAGGCCAUUUUUCUCACAUCAUCGUCGACGAAGCAGCCCAAGCCGCGGAACCCGAUGUCAUGAUCCCUAUGGCCUUUUUGGACAAAAAUUCUGGACAAGUGAUAUUGGCCGGUGAUCCCAUGCAGCUGGGCCCGGUGGUACUGUGCAAGGUGGCUGCCCAAUGCGGACUGGACGAAUCCUAUCUGGAGCGAGUGAUACACCGUUUUCCGUACGUCCCGGAUCCCGAGGGAUUCCCCGACACCAACGGAUACGACCCGAGGCUGGUCACGAAGCUCUUGUAUAACUAUCGCUCGCUACCCGACAUCCUCAAUCUGUACAACCUGCUGUUUUACAACAACGAACUCAUUCCGAUGAUUGAUGAUCAAACCAGUGAUGAGGCGAAAAUCGUGGAAGCACUCGGUGAGAUUUUACCGAAAAUAAACGGAAAUAAAUUUCCGCGAAUCAUCUUUCACGGUGUUGAUGGUGAAAAUUAUCAAACUUCAGAUUCACCGUCUUGGUAUAAUCCUGACGAGGCUGCCCAAGUUUUCUACUACACCAACGAAUUCUAUCGAUUAGGCCUCCGCGCUGACAAUGUCGGGAUCAUCACCCCGUACAUAAAACAGGUGAAGGAAAUCCGCUCCAUGUUCCAAGAAGCGGAAUUCGACCAGCCGAAAAUCGGCACCGUCGAAGAAUUUCAAGGCCAGGAAUUCGAGGUCGUCCUGCUGUCUACUGUGCGAUCCUGCGAGGAACACGUUCCUGCCGACAUCACGCACAGCCUGGGCUUCGUGGCCAGCCCCAAAAGGCUCAACGUGGCAAUUUCCAGAGCCAAAAGCCUGCUGGUGGUGAUAGGCAACCCUAAUUUGCUGUGUCAAGAUACCUACUGGCGAUCUGUGGUCAAAUAUUGUGUCGAAGUUGGGAGUUAUAUUGGCUGUGAUUUUGAUUGUUGAGUCUUACUACUUACUUAUUUUUAUGAAUAUAUGUUUUU